Messenger RNA from Rhizophagus irregularis DAOM 181602=DAOM 197198, 696 nucleotides. RefSeq lists its product as uncharacterized. Lineage: Eukaryota; Fungi; Glomeromycota; Glomeromycetes; Glomerales; Glomeraceae. The record is from RefSeq and is a predicted model, not a curated record.
GAUAACUUUAUUAAUCUUUCGAUUAAGCUCAAAAACCAAUGCAAUAAUUCAAGAGAAAAAGCAUAUCACUGUUUAAUGAGGGAGGUCUUUAAUACGAAGGUCUUUCAUGAAGCAUCCAUUCAAGCUGGUCACAUUUCUAAAGCAGAAUAUCUUAGAAAUAAAAUAGACGAUCGUAUAGUGGAUUUCAUUAUUCAAAUAGGGAAGGGUAAAAAAAAGUGGUUAAGCCGUGGGUCAGUUGCGACUUUACACAAAGCAACAUCUACGGAAAGAGUGGUAGAUUUGCUUAAUGAUGCCGAAAAUGAAGGGCCAAGAUCUUAUGAAGAUAUUUUGCAAAUCUUUGGGACAGAUCGUAGGUCAGAUCAUGGUGUCAAAUCAAUAAUUAUUCUGGUAGUGAUAUUCCCUUUUUCUGAAAAGUUCUGGCAUAAUUUCUUAUUUUUUUGCUCGAGAGUUCUGGAAUUAUUUUUAUUUGUGGAUUGAUUUUCUUUUUGGCAGUUUUAUGAUUUACAAGGGAUCUCCGGACAAACGGUACAUUUUUAUUUAAUAUAUUGGGAUUAGUACAAUGAUGAAAUAAGGUGUCCAGGUACGUAAUUACUUGUGAAUAGAUAUUAUUGGGUUGAAGUCUGGUUGAAGUCUGGUUGAACUCUGGUUGAAGUCGGGUUGAGACUGCGCCCUUUUUUUCUCACUAUAGUUCGAAAA